This is a messenger RNA of Bufo gargarizans (Asiatic toad), 1789 nucleotides long. Lineage: Eukaryota; Metazoa; Chordata; Amphibia; Anura; Bufonidae. The record is from the annotation of a RefSeq genome assembly.
AUGAGCUUCCCAACAAUUGCACUAACAUCCUACUUAAUCAGCAUACUAUCCCUUAUUGUCCCCCUUCUGAAUCCUAACUCAACAGAUUUUCACUCAAAGACAAAAACCGCCAUUAAAACAGCCUUCCUCGUCUCAUUAAUCCCUGCCAUCUUAAUAAUUAAUGAAAACUCCCAACCUGCCGCAAUUUCAUGAAAAUGAUUUAAUAUUUUAAUAACCCCAUUCAACCUGACCAUUCAACUUGAUCAAUACUCUAUCCUCUUCAUUCCAAUUGCCCUAAUAGUCUCAUGGAGCAUUAUUGAAUAUUCCCUCUGAUACAUGCAUAAUGAUAUUAAGACCCAACUCUUUUUUAAAUAUCUUCUUAUCUUCUUACUAGCAAUAAUACUUUUAGUAUCAGCUGGGAACUUGCUAAUGCUAUUUAUUGGAUGGGAGGGGGUCGGAAUUAUGUCUUACCUCCUCAUCGGCUGAUACUUCACGCGAAGCAAUGCUGGUGCAGCCGCACUUCAGGCGGUCCUUUAUAAUCGAAUUGGGGAUAUCGGAUUUCUAUUUGCCAUAUUCUGACUAAUCUCCUCCUACGAUUCUAUUGACCUAAACUUUAUCUUUUCAAUGGAAAGCCCCACCCCCCUUCUUCUAGCCUUCAUUAUUGCAGCCGCCAGCAAAUCAGCUCAAUUUGGCCUCCACCCCUGACUUGCUUCCGCUAUAGAAGGUCCCACCCCAGUAUCUGCCCUACUACACUCCAGCACAAUAGUUGUUGCCGGAGUAUUUCUUCUCAUUCGCAUCCACCCCUUAAUUAAAGAUAAUCAAACUGCCCUAACCACCUGCCUAUGCUUAGGGGCCAUUUCAACUGUAUUUGCAGCCACAUGUGCCCUGACCCAAAAUGACAUCAAAAAGAUUAUUGCCUACUCAACAUCAAGUCAACUUGGUCUAAUAGUGGUAGCAAUUGGCCUAAACAUGCCUCACCUAGCGUUUUUCCACAUCUGCACCCACGCCUUUUUUAAAGCAAUACUAUUCUUAUGCUCAGGAUCCAUCAUCCACAGCCUAAAUGAUGAACAGGAUAUUCGAAAAAUGGGGGGCUUACAAAAAACCCUACCAUUUACAACCAUAUGUAUAACAAUCGGUAGCCUAGCCCUUAUGGGAACCCCCUACCUCGCAGGCUUUUUCUCAAAAGACGCAAUUAUUGAAGCAAUCAACACCUCCAACGUAAAUGCAUGAGCCCUUACACUGACUAUUAUCGCCACCUCGUUCACAGCUGUGUACAGCUUACGGGUGAUCUUCUUUGCAUCUUUAGACCACCCUCGAUUCCCCCCUACCUCCUCUAUCAACGAAAACAACCCCACUAUAAUUAAUCCAAUCAAACGUCUUGCCAUUGGCAGCAUUAUUGCUGGCUUUCUGCUAAAUCAAGUGAUCAUCCCAUCCUCACCAAUAACUAUAACAAUACCAACCUACCUUAAAAUUACUGCAAUCGCAGUGACUAUCCUAGGCUUCCUCAUUGCCCUAGACUUAGCCAACAUCUCCUGAACAAAAUCACCUAAACAAACUAACACAUCCAAGACAAUCAACACCUCCUUCUACCCUACCACUAUUCAUCGGCUCCUCCCCUCCUACGCCAUAGACAUAAGCCUGCGCAUCUCAUCUCACUUGAUCGAUACCCUCUGACUAGAAAAAAUUGGACCAAAAGGCCUAGCAGAACUCCAACUGCCCCCAAUUAUAAAAAAUCAAGAAAUCCAACGGGGACAAAUUAAAACUUACCUCACCAUCUUUAUCUUCACCGCUAUUUUAUGCUUAAUUGUCU